CUUGCGCACUACGUCCCCAGCCAACGGCUGCUUCCCGGUCGGGGACUUCCGGUGCGCGGGGUGCGGUUCCGGGUCGUGGCGCGGCUCGGGGCAACAGGGCUGCUGCUCGGCCGGCCAGCGGCAGUGAGCGGCGGGGGUAUGAGGGCGAGCCCGGAAAGCGGCUGCUGAGCCGGCCGGGAGAAGCGCCAGUCCUUGAGGAUUCCGAGAGUGCGGAGCUGGGGCAGGGACCGGGGGGCGCGGGGGAGCCGGGCCCUCCCCCCAGGAACGUGUCCCAGGGCCAUCCCGGCCCGUAGUGUGGCAGCAGCUUCAGGUGUAUCCGUGGACAAGUUUGAGAGGCACAGUACUGUACCAGGCUCCUUUUACCUGGAUCUUGGCAGAUGGUAGUUGAGCCCGUGAAACAAUAUGAAGAGGAGAAAAUAGCCUUUUAAGGAAAUUGGCCCACAGAAAGGAUGGCCUUCUUGGACAAUCCAACUAUCAUUCUAGCUCAUAUUCGACAGUCACAUGUGACCAGUGAUGACACAGGAAUGUGUGAGAUGGUUCUCAUUGAUCAUGAUGUUGACCUAGAGAAGAUUCAUCCUCCUUCAAUGCCUGGAGACAGUGGGUCAGAAAUUCAGGGAAGCAAUGGUGAGACUCAGGGCUAUGUGUACGCCCAGUCGGUCGAUAUUACCUCAAGUUGGGACUUUGGUAUUAGAAGACGCUCAAAUACAGCUCAAAGAUUAGAACGACUCCGAAAAGAGAGACAAAACCAGAUCAAAUGCAAAAAUAUUCAGUGGAAAGAAAGAAAUUCUAAGCAAUCAGCCCAGGAGUUAAAGUCACUGUUUGAAAAAAAGUCCCUCAAAGAGAAACCUCCAAAUUCUGGGAAGCAGUCUAUAUUAUCUGUACGCCUGGAGCAGUGCCCCCUGCAGCUGAAUAAUCCCUUUAACGAGUACUCCAAAUUUGAUGGCAAGGGUCACGUAGGCACAACAGCGACCAAGAAGAUCGAUGUCUACCUCCCCCUGCACUCGAGCCAGGACAGACUGCUGCCAAUGACGGUGGUGACCAUGGCCAGCGCCAGGGUGCAGGACCUCAUCGGGCUCAUCUGCUGGCAGUACACCAGUGAAGGACGGGAGCCGAAGCUCAAUGACAACGUCAGCGCCUACUGCCUGCAUAUUGCCGAGGAUGACGGGGAGGUUGACACAGACUUUCCCCCACUGGAUUCCAACGAGCCCAUUCAUAAGUUUGGCUUCAGUACUUUGGCCCUGGUUGAAAAGUAUUCAUCUCCUGGUCUGACAUCCAAAGAGUCGCUCUUUGUUCGCAUAAAUGCUGCUCAUGGAUUCUCCCUUAUUCAGGUGGACAACACAAAGGUCACCAUGAAAGAAAUCUUGCUAAAGGCAGUGAAGCGAAGAAAAGGAUCCCAGAAAAUUUCAGGCCCUCAGUACCGCCUGGAGAAGCAGAGCGAGCCCAACGUCGCCGUGGACCUGGAGAGCACCUUGGAGAGCCAGAGCGCCUGGGAGUUCUGCCUGGUCCGCGAGAACAGUUCAAGGGCAGACGGGGUUUUCGAGGAGGAUGCGCAGAUUGACAUAGCUACAGUACAGGACAUGCUGAGCAGCCACCACUACAAGUCGUUCAAAGUCAGCAUGAUCCACAGACUCCGCUUCACGACCGACGUCCAGUUAGGUAUCUCUGGAGACAAAGUGGAGAUAGACCCUGUCACGAGUCAGAAGGCCAGCACCAAGUUCUGGAUUAAGCAGAAGCCCAUCUCGAUCGAUUCUGACCUGCUCUGUGCCUGUGACCUUGCAGAAGAAAAAAGCCCCAGUCACGCAAUAUUUAAACUCACGUAUCUAAGCAAUCACGACUAUAAACACCUCUACUUCGAAUCUGACGCCGCUACCGUCAAUGAAAUCGUGCUCAAGGUGGAUUCUUUACCACUGUACCACCUGGGAAACCUGUGGACACUAUUACCCCCACUUCAUAGAUGAAAAUACAGAGGCCCAAGGCUCCAGAGCGCACAGAGGUAGAGUGUCCGCUUGAACCCAGCUGAGCAGUCCCAGACUCCCCCACCCCCACCCCACUUGAGAUAGAGUUGAGCUAAGCCGUGUGUGGUCCCUAAUUCUGCAGGCUUCGAGAUGAAUCUCAGAGGAAUCAUUGGUCUCUUCAGGUUGGGUUCUUCUCAUGAUCGAGUGAUGGAGGCUGUGACUUUAUUGACCAUGAAAACUCCCUAUAUUUUUAUGCCUUAAGCUGUAAAGUGCAUUGAAAGUGAAACACUCUAUAGUGCAUAAAAUUGUGCAAGUUUUAAGCCACAGCAUAUUAACCAGCUAAUGGCAGACCAAAGGGCGUUUUUAUCUUUUGAUUAUUACAUUAAUCUUCCAUUAAAAUUAUCUAUGUGAUUAUCACAAAGCAUUGAAGAUAAUAAAUUUAGGAAAUACUUGGCCUGUUAAGGAUCAUUUUUAAAUGCUCUUGUCAAGUUACAUGUGCCAAAAAUACACUGAAAACAGUAGGCUGGCUGAUUGUGCAAACAACUGAAUCCAAAGAUUGCUCUUAUUAAGCAUGAUAAAGCCCCUUCUUUCCAUGCAUCGUCUGUGGUGUCCCACGUCAUCACCCGGCCCUGCCGGCCUCAUGAUUUAUUGCUCUCAGCUGGUAACUUGGCGAGGCAGCGGGCCAAGCAUGUCAAGCCUUCUGUACUCAGACACCAGCCCUUAACGCCUGCUGCUGGCGACUGUCAGAGCAGAAAGUUUGGAGGGGAUGCCAUGACAGAGCCCCAGCCCCACACGAGCCAGGCAGUCUGAACUGCUCCCCCCCCCAGCACCUCCGUUCUUCCUCGAUCAGCAGAGGCCUCUCCCCUCGGGGCAGGACACAUGGCCCCCAAUGUAGAAUCAACAGAAGGGGUGGCUCAGUUCUCUAGCCAGGAGUAUUCAGGUUUCUUAACUUUCAGAUCUUUGAGGUUGGAGAGAAACGGUGUUGGUUCACGGACAGGCCCAGCCAGAGGGCUGCUGGGGCAGUGGGACAAGGGGCGUCUGAGGAGGUGAGGGGUGGGGGGCUCUGAGAAGGUGGGGAGCGGGAGAACUGAUUCAGGUUCUAACCCAAACUCUUACAAGCUCCGUAACCUCAAGUAAACAGCAUUACCAUUCUGAGCCUCGGUUUUCUCCUCUGUACAGUGGGGAUAACAAUAGCAGCCACCUCCUCCUAAGGCCGUUGUUGUUGUUUAGUCGCUAAGUCAUGACCGACUCUUCGCGGCCCCAUGGACUGCAGCAUGCCAGGCCUCCCUGUCCCGCACCAUCUCCUGGAGUUUGCCCAGGUCCACGUUCAUUGAAUUGGUGAUGCCAUUCAGCCACCUCAUCCUCUGCCAGCCUCUUCUCCUAAUGCUGUUGUGAGGGUUAAAUGAGGUCAUCCUUGAAAAGUGCUCCAAUCACUGCUGCUGCCCUGUGCCCCUGCCCAGCCAGGGGCUCACCCUCGCACCGGGCGCAGGUCUGAUCACAGCACUGCUGCCCUUCCCUGGCUCCUCCCCGCCUCACCAUGUCUGGCCCCUCAGCUUCUGAAUGACCGUGAACAUCCCCUUGCUGUGUUCCACUGUUGUGCCUCGAUGCAUGCUGGUUCUCCCUAUCCCUUGUACACCCCAAACUCCUGUUUAUCCCUCAAAACCCAGUUCCUUUAUCCCCUCACCCCACAUGUUCCCAUUAGUUACUGUCCCCAUUCCUUUCUGCUCCUUCUGUAUCUGUUGUCACACUUGUUCUGUUGGUCACUCACUAGGCUGUGAGCUCCUUGGGUCAGGAACCAAGUCUUAAUUUUCCCUCUGCAACGUGAGCCAAGCAUGGAUGAGGCUCAGGCAAGACAGGGACUCAGUGCCAAAGGUGAUGGUGGCAGUGGCCACCCAGCCUGGGGGGAUCUGAAAAGAGCCCAGGAGACCUCAGGGGUAGCAGUAAGGUUGACACUUGGGAGGCAGCCCAGCUGUGCCCCUGCCCAGGCUUCCCACGGUGCCUGUGCCAGCUUCGCCCAUGACCUCUCGGUAAUCUAGGGCAUCUCGGUCCCCUUCUGUGAGCCUCACUUUCCUUUUUAUCAAAUGAGCCACAGCAAGUGGGGCGCUUAUGAGCUUGGAAGUACCCCAACUGCUGGGAGGCUGAACACAGAGCCUUAUUUUGGUUUGGUUUUCAUCCCUGUGAUGUCUUGUCUUUCAGGUGAGCUAAGCGGGGCUCGGGGAAGUUGUGUGCGAGCUCAGGGCCGCACAGCAGGCGGGGACAGAACCAGGGAGGUUCUGGGAGGCAGCACGUGCUAAGGAGGGAACUCAGACUCAGGAAUCAGAAAAGCUGCACCAGAGACUCAAAGGCCUGCACAGCCACGUGUUUUCUUCAGACCUGUUGCCCCGUCAUGCAGUGGGCUUCGAGCCCACCCUUCAGGGUCGUAGUGAUGACCGGACUCUGUGCUCAGGGGAGCACCGGACCCAGGGGAGCACUGGACCCAGGGGGUGCCCAGGCCAGGGCCAGGCUCUUCCCUCGCUCGUCCUGGGUGAGCAGAGGGUGGCUGGAAGUGACUGGGCUGUGCUCUUGCUUUCUAGGUUAACUAUAUACUGGAAUCGCGAGCAAGCACUGCCCGGGCUGACUAUUUCGCUCAAAAACAAAGAAAACUGAACAGACGUACAAGCUUCAGCUUCCAGAAG
Bubalus bubalis (water buffalo) is the source of this 4630-nucleotide messenger RNA. RefSeq names its product MAPK associated protein 1 (gene MAPKAP1). The record is from RefSeq and is a predicted model, not a curated record. Gene Ontology annotation, cellular component: plasma membrane; cytoplasm; TORC2 complex. Gene Ontology annotation, biological process: TORC2 signaling. The coding region runs from base 450 to 1958 and encodes 502 amino acids. NCBI's taxonomy places the organism in Eukaryota, Metazoa, Chordata, Mammalia, Artiodactyla, Bovidae. The transcript has 13 exons. Gene Ontology annotation, molecular function: phosphatidylinositol-4,5-bisphosphate binding.